UGUUAUUGUUUCUAGGUGAUGAAAUAUAUUUGCGUCGGAAUAACAGCUUCAUUAUCAUUUAUUUUCGUGCUUUUGCUAAUCGAAAGUACCAACUAUCAAGAACAAGUAUGUCUGAUUUAGAUGAUGCAUACGGGCCAGCAUUGCCACCAGGUUUGGGAACUCCUACUGUCUCUGAGAAAACAGCAAUCAUUGGUCCAGUUAUUCCCUCACAGUUGAAGACAGGUCAGCAUCACACCUCUGACUCUGACACUAGCUCAAGUGAAAGUGAUGCAAAACACAAAGUACAAAAGAAAACCAAAAAGAAAAAACGGAAAUGUUCGUCUGGCAGCAGUUCUGACAAUGUCAAAAAGAAGAAGCAAAAACACACAAAAAAGGUUUCUAGUUCUGACUCUGAAACAAGCUCAAGUGGAAGUAACAGUAGUUAUUCAUACUGCAGAAAUAAUAAACAAACUUCAAAGCACAAAACAAUAUCUUUUGAAAUUUCAGAAGGAAGACCAUCUAUAGGUCCAAUACUGCCAGGUGAUUUGAAGGGUGUAACUAACAAUAAAGAUAGUGCAAGACGUAUUGGCCCAGCAUGGCCCCAGAGGUUGGGUUCCUCUCAGGUAGCAGGGGGCAGUGACAGCGAUGAUGAUAUAGGACCAAGUAUUGGCCUCCAGGCUCAAGAGGAGGAUCUGUCUGCAGUCAGAGAGUUUACAGCUCGGGCCAACAGAAUGAAAGACAAGCUAGAGGAUGAGGUAAAGCCUGUAGAUGGCCCUGCCCAGCGUGAGAGCUGGAUGACAGAGCUUCCAGAGGGGCUGGGCGCCAGGUUUGGGCUGGGAGCCAGGCAGUUCAGGAAGGAGGAGGCUGCAGAGAUAGACUCCAGCUGGACUGACAAACCUGGGGAACACAAAAAGGAAGGCAAGAAAAGAAGCCAUGAUUUCACAACUGAAGCCGACAUGAAGGCUGCUAAAGAAAUGGAAAAAUUUAAUAAAAAACACAGAGCUGAAUCUCUUCUGGAGCUGCAUAAGAAGGAAUUAAAGAAAAAGAAGAAAAAAGAGAAGAAGAAGAACAAGGGAAGGGAGAGGCCUUUGGAGCGUCAGGUGUUUGACCGGGAGAGGGACCUCAAGGUAAACAAGCUGGACGAGGCACAGCGGCGCGCCAUCAUCAAACGCUCACAGGAACUGGGCUCCAGGUUCAAGAGUGGCGGUACAGGGACUUCCUUCUUGUAACCAUGGAGACAGCUCUGUAGGCGUUUUCAAAGGCUGGGGAAUGCGUCUGUCAAUGACCAUAAAGAUAUUGCAAAAUGUGCACAGAACUCUGUUGACUGACUUACUGAUGGAUUGAUUGCAUUGCAUUCUAUUGAAUGACCUGAAUGGUGUGCGAGAGGACAUUAUAAACGGCAGCAAUCUACAAUUCCUUUAAAAUAAAUUGGAUAAACAUAA
Messenger RNA from Dreissena polymorpha, 1421 nucleotides. Its product is annotated as GPALPP motifs-containing protein 1-like. Bases 108 to 1208 code for a protein of 366 amino acids. The transcript has 6 exons. The record is from RefSeq and is a predicted model, not a curated record. NCBI's taxonomy places the organism in Eukaryota, Metazoa, Mollusca, Bivalvia, Myida, Dreissenidae.